This is a messenger RNA of Danio rerio (zebrafish), 2117 nucleotides long. RefSeq names its product DnaJ heat shock protein family (Hsp40) member B2 (gene dnajb2). NCBI's taxonomy places the organism in Eukaryota, Metazoa, Chordata, Actinopteri, Cypriniformes, Danionidae. Gene Ontology annotation, molecular function: Hsp70 protein binding. The record is from RefSeq and is marked provisional. Gene Ontology annotation, cellular component: cytoplasm.
AUUCACAGCCGAGAGAGACUAGGACGGACACAUAUAGAAGUUGAGGUUCGGUUACAACCCAACGCAAUGAAGCGCGCUGUGCCGUCGGUAAACGGGUGAUUCUGACGGAACUCCGUAGCAAUUUCACGCGCACGUUACCAGAGCGUCAGUUCCUGUGAUCCGCGUCUUGGGAGUCGGACGGACUGUCGCUCCCCUGGCUUCAUACCACAGAGGCUCAGCUCCUCCUGUCUGGAUAUACUUCUAAAAAAGGUGCUGAAGUAAGCUGAAGGGCGCGAUGGUGGACUACUAUGAUGUUCUGGGAGUGUCACGAAGUGCUUCUCCAGAUGACAUCAAGAAAGCUUACAGAAAACUGGCUCUGCAGUGGCAUCCCGACAAAAACCCAGACAACAAGGAGGAGGCGGAGAAAAAAUUCAAGGAGAUAGCAGAGGCCUACGAAGUUCUUUCAGACAAGAGCAAGCGAGAUGAUUACGACAGAUAUGGUAGAUCAGACAUGCCAAGUUCUGGCUCAGGUAGCUCAGGUUCAUUUCCUGAUGACUUCCCAGGAUUCACCUUCACAUUCCGCAGUCCAGAUGAGGUGUUUCGAGAGUUCUUCGGAGGGCAGGACCCAUUCGCUGACUUUUUCGAUGAUUUCCCAUUUGGUGGAAUGCACAGUGGUUUUCACAGUUCCUCCAGACUUGGGCCCAGUCGCUUCUUCUCCUUUCCCUCAGCAAAUGCUGAUUUCACCUCCUUCUCGUCUUCACUGGGUGGGAUGGGCAGCAUGGGAGGGGCAAACUUUAAGUCUGUUUCUACUUCCACCCGUGUUGUCAAUGGAAAACGUCUCACCACAAAAAAGGUCAGAGAAAAUGGCCAAGAGAGAACAGAGGUUGAGGAGGACGGGGUUCUGAAAAGUGUCCUCAUCAAUGGUGUGGAGGACGAGAUGGCUUUAGCUCUGGAACUGAGUCGCAGAGAACAGUCCAGUGAGCCGCCCAGACAGUCCCAUCAGCCACUGCUCCGCCCCAACAAUCACAGCUCUCCAAACCCAGCUUUACGAUCCUACAGCGCUGCCCCGUUCUACCACUGCCCCAGUGCCAACGAAGACGAGGAAGAUGAAGACCUGCAGAUGGCGCUGGCCUACAGCUUAUCGGAGAUGGAUGCACAGCAGCGGGCAGAGGACAUGAUCUCAGGUGCCGGGGGAGGAAGAGGGAGGAUCUCAGGUGCCGUGGGAGGGAAAGGGGGGAAAUCAGGUGACGGGACGGGAGGUGUUCAAAUAAAUCAAAACAUGAGAGAGGAAACGGAUGAAUCAGAUCAAAACACUCCUUCGUCUCCUGAGGACAGACUAACAGAACAGGGUCUGGCUAAGGGUUCAGAAGCUGUUAUUGUGCAGGACAGGGAGAAUGAUAAAAUGGCAGCCAAUGGGACUAAUGUGGUAAAAAAGCGAAGGAAGUGUCAGUGUGUUGUCUGUUAGGAGGAGUAUGGAGGUUAAUAGUAUUUGUGUGUGCAAUUAGCAGUGCUAACUCUACGUUUUUGCUCUUUUUCACUAUUCUUUCUGUAGUUUUGGAUUGUGCUUUAAGUUCAGUCUCUUGUGCCUUUGUGCAAGGAUGACCGUUCUGAGUUUAUAUAUUUUUUGCCUUGAGAUAUGUGCAACAAGUGCCAAAAUGGGUUUAUUUUCCACAAAGACAGGAUGUUUUAAGGUACUAUGUGCAAUAGUUUAGAGAGACAAGCAUGAAAUAUCCUGCGACCCGACAGAUGUCACUGAAAUUGGUGUCUUGGGAUGUCAUUUGCCAGCCUUGACUCUGCAAACAGUUAAAAAUGGUCCGAUUGCUUUUAGGCCAAUCAGAAACCAUUAUGGCCUGUGAAUCUCCUGGCGUCAGCUUGGCUGACAUGUCUUUGAAGGGUGCCAUUUUGGGAUAUUGGAAAGCAGUGGUAAGGUUAGCAACAUGGCGAAAGUAACAUAAUGGCUCAAAUCGUUUAGAACAUUUUUAAAUCCAUUAAUGAGCAUGACUUAUUACUAGGGCCAGAAGGUAUUUCCGGGCAUUUUUUGCUAUUUCUGCUGAGAAUUUGCUGAAGAUCUGCAGAUUUAUGCGGAGUGAUUUUGGGAGAGUCAUAAUAAACUUAAUAUACUGUAUCAAAUAAAAAAA